AUGCGAAUGCCGGUCUUCUUGUUCUUCCGUCCAAACAAACAGAAAAAGAUACACUUCCAAUCGAUCGGGGAGCUGUGUUAUCUCAUUACACAAGCCAUGAGGUACAUUUGCAGGACCUGUUCGCGUAUGGCCGAUCCUGCGGCAGCCAAGAAUCUCUUCGAGCCAUCGAGUUCUUCCGUUUUGCGGCAAAUAGAGACCUUAACCAAUUUGCAGUUAAAAGAGGACGACAAGUUGCCCAGGCUCAUGUGCCAGGAUUGCCAGCACGACCUGCAGAUUGCCAUCGACUUUCGUCGGGUUUGCAUCGAGGCCCAGGAGCUCCUCGAACUUCAGUUGAGGCAGGUGGAAAAAGAGGAGGAGGCUUUCGAAAGCCUGGCGGAGCAAUGGUUGGAUGACUGUCCGGAGGAGCUAUCCAACUUGUCGCCAGCUCUGCAGGUGAAUGAUGGAGUGGAUUUUUUCUUUGAUCCGGAGCCACAGGACAAUGGAGGGGAGGCUGCCAUGGCGAAUGAUUUUCAGCCAGUGGCUAGUCCGCAAUGCUCUCCAGAACUAUCUACAGAUAGCCAGUUGUCGGAUGAGCACUCUAACAUAGUACUUUUUCCCGAAUCGGAGCCGGCAAGUCCUUCAGAAAGUGAAGCAAUCGACAAUCCGGACACUUCCAGUCACACCUGCAGCAAGUGUGGCCUAGAUUUUGAAAACGUGGACGAACUGAAGCUGCACAAGUACCAUCUGCACGACGUCCCUCCAGAUACCAAAUUCGUUUGUGACCACUGCGACGAGGGCUUCCGAUCAGCCGCCGCACUCACGCGGCACUGCAACAUAAUUAAUCUUCCAAUGACGCACCCCUGCUCCACGUGCAAGGGCAAGUUCCACAAUCAGAUCCUGCUGCAGACCCACAAGGAGCGAUGUCCAAGGCCGGCGGCAUCCCAGCAUGUGUGCCACAUAUGUGGCAAGCGGCUGACAACGGCCUUCAAUCUGAAGAAUCACCUGGUUCGCCACGCAGGCAAACGACCGCACAAAUGCGACCAGUGCAGCGCAUCCUUUUACACAGCCGCCGAACUUUGCUCCCACCAGAAAACCCACACAACCGAGCGUCCCUACACCUGUCGCUACAACUGUGGAAAAAGCUUCCGCUUCUGCAGUGCCCGCAGCAUGCACGAAAGGGUUCACAUGGACGCCAGCAAGCGUAUCUACCAGUGCGAGUACUGCCCCAAGUCGUAUGUAACACCCAGCGAGUGCAGAGCUCAUCAAAAGUAUCACAACUUGACUCGCGAUCACGGUUGCGAAAUCUGCCGCAUUGGCUUCAAGACAGUCAAGCACUACAAAUCCCAUUUGAAGUCCAACGCCCACAAAACUCUAGAAGCGCGAGCCAAAGCCGCUGCGUCCUCCAGUUCCCGUCGAAGAAAUUGUUCAACGAAUUGAAUUCAUUAUUGUCAAUUGCAUUUUAAUUAUAUAUACCGAAUUGAUAUUAAUAAAGCUUCCGUUACGCAUU
Drosophila teissieri is the source of this 1486-nucleotide messenger RNA. Its product is annotated as zinc finger protein 70. The record is from RefSeq and is a predicted model, not a curated record. Gene Ontology annotation, molecular function: zinc ion binding; RNA polymerase II transcription regulatory region sequence-specific DNA binding; DNA-binding transcription factor activity, RNA polymerase II-specific. Gene Ontology annotation, biological process: regulation of transcription by RNA polymerase II. NCBI's taxonomy places the organism in Eukaryota, Metazoa, Arthropoda, Insecta, Diptera, Drosophilidae. Bases 1 to 1416 code for a protein of 471 amino acids. The transcript is spliced from 6 exons. Gene Ontology annotation, cellular component: nucleus.